This is a messenger RNA of Rhagoletis pomonella (apple maggot), 1084 nucleotides long. RefSeq names its product transcription factor Adf-1-like. The record is from RefSeq and is a predicted model, not a curated record. NCBI's taxonomy places the organism in Eukaryota, Metazoa, Arthropoda, Insecta, Diptera, Tephritidae. Bases 514 to 819 code for a protein of 101 amino acids. Gene Ontology annotation, biological process: regulation of transcription by RNA polymerase II. The transcript has 3 exons. Gene Ontology annotation, cellular component: transcription regulator complex; nucleus.
UUGAUAAUUAAGGCUGGUCCAUAUAGAACUUUCGCUUUGACUGUGUAGUUAGCGUUGGUUUGAUAGAACGCAGCUUGGCAGAUACUACUUUGGCCACUAAAUUAACAUAUUAACGAAAGAUAAAUUAAUACUUCAUAUCAAUAAUUGCAUGAAAAAUUAUAUUUCUUGCCCUCAUUUGAUUAAAAGGAAAAAACAUUUCAUAUAAUUUUAUUUAUUUGCAACAGCUGGCGACCGACGCACGCGCUUUGUGUUGGCCUUAAGCGCUGGUUAUACUUACAUUGUGCUGCAGCGCACAACAUGAGUACUAUCACAUAUCGAAUCAGUUUAAUAAGCUUUGCAUACAAGCGAUUAUACGACGCAGCGCACGACAGAACAUGACAGCGAAGUCUGGAGAAUUUUGAUUUUUCGCUAUGUGACAUUCGCAAAGAGAGCUGCCACUCUCCUUGUACACUGACAUUUGUCAUUUACGCAGAGAUUUGACAUUUGGAAAGCGGCAAAAGAAGCGGGCAAAUAAUGAUUGACGACGAGAGGCUGGUGGAUUUAGUGCGGGCAAAUGAAGCCAUUUACAAGAAAUCUUGUAUUUCUUAUAGAUUGCCCGAGAGGAAGAGGGCGGCGUGGACAGGCAUCGCACGAGAGUUGGGAGCAACAGAGGAACAAUGUACUAGGCGCUGGCAGACAUUGCGCGAGAGAUAUUCCCGGGAGCUGAAGAAAUCGGAUGCACCAUCGGGAAGUGCGGCGGCCCUGAUGGACAACUGGCCACUAUUUGAAAAUAUGAGCUUCUUGAAGGAGUUUGUCAAGCCAAGACCGCAAGUAUUUUAAAAUGUAAUAUAUGUACUAAGUGUUUACGAUUAAUUUAAUUUAUAGAACUUGGUGCACAACAAAUAUUUUGGACGAGUAUGUAGAAUACCCCCCUUCGCCAAAUUUCCCGAUGUCGCUUUCGGUGUCGGAGUCGUCUGUGCUGACAGAUUCUCUUGACUUCGAGGAGUCGCCGACAACUUCUCAGAAGAAAAGAAAACGACAAGAAAAUGAUGCAGAUGGAGAGUUUCGCGAGGUAUGUAAAAUGUACAAGGAUCUAUGGAAAGAG